UACCUCCUCCGGCCUGUCACUGGCUAUCAACAAGCCGGGCGGUCGCCGCUCUAUAUUCCUUCCCUUCCCCUCCCCUCCCCUGCCCCGGAACCGGCGGGGGCAGCAGCAACACCACAAGGAGGGGCCCCAGCAUCGCCGGCACAAGGAGCUGAACGAGGAGCCGACAUGAGGCAAGAGACCAACGGGCCUUGGCGAUAGAAGAUCUGUGUAGUACUAAUCACUCACAACCAUGGUGCAGAAAUACCAAUCCCCUGUGAGGGUGUAUAAGCACCCCUUCGAGUUAAUUAUGGCUGCUUAUGAGAAAAGGUUCCCCACAUGCCCACUCAUUCCCAUGUUUGUAGGCAGUGAUACCAUGAAUGAAUUCAAGAGUGAUGACAGGGCCAUCCACGUGAUUGAAAGGCGCUGUAAACUGGAUGUAGAUGCACCACGACUCCUGAAAAAGAUUGCAGGGGUAGAUUAUGUUUACUUUAUUCAAAAGAACUCCUUGAACAGACGAGAACGCACUUUACACAUAGAGGCCUAUAAUGAAACUUUCUCAAACAGAGUUGUCAUUAACGAACACUGCUGUUACACGGUGCAUCCAGACAAUGAAGACUGGACGUGUUUUGAACAAUCUGCAAGCCUUGACAUUAAAUCUUUCUUUGGUUUUGAAAGCACAGUAGAAAAGAUUGCCAUGAAGCAAUACACCAGCAAUAUUAAAAAGGGCAAAGAAAUAAUAGAAUACUACUUGAAGCAGCUUGAAGAAGAAGGUAUAACAUUUAUCCCCCGUUGGACUCCUCCUAAAAAAUUUGAACAUUGUGCCUCUUAUGUAAGACGGUCACUGUCCCCUCCAAUCAAUGUACCUGAGACUGCCAUCAGGGAGGGACUAAGUCCUAAAGAAGUUAACACUUGCAAUAGUGCAUCAGAUCCCACAGCUGGAACACCUGAUGACAAACUAGAUGCAGACUACAUCAAAAGAUAUCUGGGUGACUUGACACCACUUCAAGAGAGCUGCCUCAUCAGACUUCGCCAGUGGCUCCAGGAAACACACAAAGGCAAAAUCCCGAAGGAUGAACACAUCUUAAGGUUCUUGCGUGCAAGAGACUUCAACAUUGAUAAGGCCAGAGAGAUCAUGUGCCAGUCAUUAACAUGGCGCAAACAGCACCAAGUGGACUACAUUCUGGACACCUGGAACCCUCCUCAAGUACUGCAGGAUUACUAUGCAGGAGGCUGGCACCACCACGACAAAGACGGGCGCCCACUGUACGUGCUGCGACUUGGCCAGAUGGACACCAAAGGCCUGGUGCGAGCUCUUGGGGAAGAAGCCCUGCUUCGCUAUGUUCUCUCUAUAAAUGAAGAAGGACUGAGAAGGUGUGAAGAAAAUACAAAGGUGUUUGGAAGACCCAUAAGCUCUUGGACUUGCUUGGUGGACCUGGAGGGCCUCAAUAUGCGGCACUUAUGGAGACCUGGUGUCAAGGCCUUGCUAAGAAUAAUUGAGGUGGUUGAAGCCAAUUACCCAGAAACAUUGGGGCGUCUCCUGAUUUUGCGAGCUCCUAGGGUGUUUCCAGUCCUUUGGACGCUGGUCAGUCCAUUCAUUGAUGACAACACUCGGAAGAAAUUUCUGAUUUAUGCUGGCAAUGACUAUCAGGGUCCUGGUGGGCUGUUGGAUUAUAUUGACAAAGAAAUUAUUCCAGAUUUUCUUGGUGGAGAAUGCAUGUGUGAAGUUCCAGAGGGUGGGCUGGUCCCCAAAUCACUCUAUCGGACAGCAGAAGAACUGGAAAAUGAAGACAUAAAAUUGUGGACAGAAACCAUCUAUCAAUCUGCAAGUGUCUUCAAAGGAGCUCCCCAUGAGAUUUUCAUUCAGAUUGUGGAAGCUUCCUCUGUGAUCACCUGGGACUUUGAUGUUUGCAAAGGUGACAUUGUUUUUAACAUCUAUCACUCCAAGAGAGCACCGCAGCCUCCUAAAAAAGACUCCCUGGGGGCUCACAGCAUUACCUCGCCUGGUGGCAAUAAUGUACAGCUGAUAGACAAGGCCUGGCAGCUGGGGCGAGACUACAGCAUGGUGGAGUCUCAGCUUAUCUGUAAGGAAGGAGAAAGUGUGCAGGGGUCCCAUGUGACUCGAUGGCCAGGUUUCUACAUUCUCCAGUGGAAGUUCCACAGUAUGCCUGCCUGCGCUACGACCAGCAUGCCUCGUGUGGAUGAUGUCCUGGCGUCUCUACAGGUUUCAUCUCAUAAGUGCAAAGUGAUGUACUACACAGAAGUAAUUGGCUCAGAAGACUUCAGGGGAUCCAUGAGCAGCCUUGAAUCAAGUCACAGUGGGUUUUCUCAGCUCAGCGCAGCUACAACCUCAUCUGGGCAGUCUCACUCCAGCUCCAUGAUUUCCAGAUGGCGAUUUUGCUGACAGCUGUAAAGAAACCACUUCACCCAACAGUCCACACCACCCCAGAGAUGUCUGGCUUUUGUAGAACUUUUUUUUAUAUUUAAGUUGCAGCCACUUUUCCUGUCUGAAGAUCUCUCUAGUUUUGCUCAGUAGUUUCCCUUGGGAGUCUUCUCUCUAGAAGUCUAACGCAUCCUUCAGAGCUCAAAGCACAAACACUUGAGGGGGUCCGCACACCACAAAACGCAAGACUUGUUUUUAGCAGAGUACCAUGGCAACUGUGACCCAAUGCCAACUGCCUGCUCUUCUCUUUAGUGUGUGAUCUUACCAUGGUUCUAACUCAGUUUCUCCUUCCUGCCAGAAACGAUAAUUCUGCUGGUCCUUCUUUCUCUAAACUUAAUUUAACAACUUUGCCCCUCCUUCUCUGUGUUCAUGAACUUCAUAUCAAUUUCUGUAAAUGUUUUGUAAACAUAUUACCUCAAUCUUGGUAAUAAGGUAACAGUCUUUAAAAAGAUUUUUUUUAUUUGUAUCGAUAAUAAAUGUGAAAAGUUUGGGGGGAAAAA
This is a messenger RNA of Varanus komodoensis (Komodo dragon), 2919 nucleotides long. RefSeq names its product SEC14 like lipid binding 1 (gene SEC14L1). Gene Ontology annotation, molecular function: RIG-I binding. Gene Ontology annotation, biological process: negative regulation of RIG-I signaling pathway. The transcript has 17 exons. Lineage: Eukaryota; Metazoa; Chordata; Lepidosauria; Squamata; Varanidae. Bases 230 to 2380 code for a protein of 716 amino acids. The record is from RefSeq and is a predicted model, not a curated record. Gene Ontology annotation, cellular component: cytosol; cytoplasm.